CCUGCACGUUGGAGAUUGUUCUAGAUAUUUAAUUUAACCGAAUAAAAAAGUAUGGCUUCAAGUGUCGAGCAUAAGAAACCUUUAUUUAGAAACAUUAAUGCAGAAGAAGAUGAUCCUGAAGUGACAGAAAUAGAAAGUUUAUGUGUGAAUUGCGAAAAACAGGGGAUGACAAGAUUGUUUUUCACUAAGAUCCCAUUUUUUCGUGAAGUGAUUGUGUCAUCAUUCAAGUGUGAGCACUGCGGGAACUCAAAUGCUGAGUUGCAGCCAGCUGGGAGGAUACAGGACAAGGGCGUUAAAUACACCGUCAGGAUCACCAAUGUAAAGGAUCUUAAUCGUCAGUUUGUGCAGACUGACACAGCCACAGUCUCCAUCCCAGAACUCGACUUUGAGGCUCCACCAAAUAAAGGAGCACUGACCACAGUGGAAGGCAUCAUUGACAGAGUGAUAGAGGGCCUCAAUCAGGACCAGAUCUUACGUAGGAUCCAGCACCCAGAUGAUGCAGCAAAGAUUGAUACCUUCAUAGGCAAGCUAGAGCAGUUGAAGACAUGUCAACAACCCUUUCAUAUGGUUGUGGAUGAUCCAAGUGGGAACAGCUUUAUUGAGAACCCAUUUGCCCCGAGUUCUGAUCCAGAAUCUAAGGUGGUCCACUACAAAAGGACGAAGGCACAAGAUGCAGCGUUGGGCCUGCAGGAACAGGUUGAGGAGGCGCCACGGGAAGAUGCUCCUCAGGAAUUCCAUGCUAAAGAUGAGGUUCUAAUGUUUCCUAGCAACUGUCCUGGUUGUAACUCACCCUGCCAGGUGAACAUGAAGCUUGUUGCCAUCCCCCACUUCAAGGAGGUGGUGAUAAUGGCGUUGAACUGCGAUGCCUGUGGGCUACGAGACACUGAAGUGAAGGGGGGUGGGGGUAUCGAGUCUAAGGGACGGAAAAUCAUCCUCAAAAUCACAGAUGUCAGUGAUCUCUCUAGGGACGUGCUUAGGAGUGAGAUGUGUUGUGUGAACAUUCCAGAGCUUGACUUCUCCACGGAGAUGUCGGGUAGUGCAGGGAAGUUUACCACCUUGGAGGGGCUACUUGAUGACCUUACUACGCAGCUUCGAGCAACAAACCCGUUUAUGAUGGGAGACAGCGGCCAGAAAGAUAAAAUCUCACAAAUAGACGAGUUCUGUGAUAAACUCGACAAGAUCAAGAGUGGAGAGAACCUGGAUGUGCACAUUGUGUUGGACGACAUGACGGGCAACAGUUAUCUACAGAACCUGUAUGCCCCGGAAUCAGACCCCAACAUGACGGUAGAUGAAUAUGAACGGACAUUUGAACAGAACGAGGAACUGGGACUCAACAACAUGAACACUGAGAAUUAUCAGGGAUGAUAGAAGGAGUGAUCAGACAUCUUCAUCAGGGAUAAUGGCAGGAAUGAUCAGAUAUCCAAGUCAUAAGGAAUGAUGGCAGGAAUAUAUGUAGAGGAAGUAUUCUUUUUCCAUUUGUGAUAUUAUAGUUGACAUGUCUCUGGACCGCUCUGAUAUUGAUAUUCAUAACUACUAAACAAUUGGUGAGAUUUACUGGUCACAUGAUAACCCUGGAAAAAAACAUGCAUCUGGACAUCAAGGGCAGUUGUAAUCUGAUGUAUGUGUCAUAUCACUUGUUAAGGUUUAAUAAUGAUUUUACAACAAAUGAAUAUAGAGAGGAUAUUUUUUUAAUUUUAGUGUAAGAUAGAGAUUGAUUUUCCAAUAUGAUCAUAGAAAUCAAUAUUUUCACGAGAGGCGCAGUCAAGAGUGAAAAUAUGAAUUAAUGUGAUAACAAUGGAAUUUUAUUUUGAUCUUAAACUGAAAUUCAACUACAAAAAAAUAUUGUAAAAUUUAAGAAAAUUUUAAUGGGCGAUCAUAUGAAAAGCAUGUGUGAAACAAAAUGUCAAGAAAACUUGUGACAUGAUGUUGGUGAUUUAAUUCCAUAAAAAUUCAUCCGGCAUGAAUGAAUUCAUAUGUAACUUUUAUUAAGCAACACAGGAACCAAAAGCUGUAAGUACAGUGAAAUAACAUAAGACAAAGCUAUGAUAAGCUUCCAAGAAAUAGGGACAUUUUGACAGAAUGAAGAACUUGGGACUCAACACAUGAACACAGGGAACAGCAGAAUCAUAGAACAGAGUGAAAGAUGAUCUCCACAUGUGAUAGCAUUGUUGUAUCGCCAUAUCUGUUUUAUUUGACCAUUAAUUGAUAAAUAAAUCUAGUCCCAAUCAUCACAUGUUAAAAAUGUAAAAAAAAGUGCAUACCGGUAUUUUAUUUUUAAAAUUGUUUUGAAUUUCUUUAAUGAAAAAAAGUUCGUACGGAUUUUGUAUAACAAAUGUGUGUUAUUGAUUUACCAAGAAAUAGUUUUGAAGUUCAUGUAUUAUAUUGAUGAUCAUGUGUAUGAAUUAUUUAAGCCUAUAAUGUCAUUGUGCAUUAGAUAAUGGUGAAUUUUUGGUUUCAUUUAAUAUAAUGUCAAUAUCCUUAAAAUUAUAUCAUGAUGUUCACUUACUUUUUAUUUCACUGUGCACGUUCGAUGUAAAUUUGAUAAUGUCUUAAAGCAAGUAUUUGGGACUUUAAUGAGUUGAUGUUCUUUAAUUCAAAGCAUACAAUAUAGUUAUUUUGAUGUAAACAAAAAUGAAUGAUUGUAAUUGUCAUUAUUGUUACACACAAUAAGUGCUUGUUAUUAAGUGUGUAUAUUCCAAUAGUUGAAGAUUGAAUUUUCUAUGAGCAUCUUUUUAUCAAUGUUUGCCUUUUAGGUGCUAACUAUUAAUUUUUACUUAAAUGUGGAGGAUGAGCAGGUGACUUGGAUUACAUUAGCUGUUUUAUACCUAUAUGUUUUUGAAGCAUAUUAUGGGAUUCAAUUUCUGUUACAUCUUAAUGGAAUUUAAACUAUCAUUUAAACUUUUUAUUUGAAUUGUCAGUGAAAUUCUGUAUGUUUGUCAGCAGAGGUCUUUGUUACUAGCAUUAAUGUUAUAGUGGAAUGGGUAAGGGUAGGGAAAAACGAUUUCUUCACCACAAAUACAUCCUAUUGUACAUUGAAUAUGAACUUGUCUUUGUUAUGAUUAAUAAAGAUCAACUAUAA
Mya arenaria is the source of this 3079-nucleotide messenger RNA. Its product is annotated as zinc finger protein ZPR1-like. Gene Ontology annotation, cellular component: cytoplasm; nucleus. The record is from RefSeq and is a predicted model, not a curated record. The transcript has 15 exons. Lineage: Eukaryota; Metazoa; Mollusca; Bivalvia; Myida; Myidae. Gene Ontology annotation, molecular function: zinc ion binding. Bases 52 to 1365 code for a protein of 437 amino acids.